AUGUCGGGCAACGCAGCGGCACCACAAGAGAGAGGUCGACCUCGCAGUCGAAUCAGCUUCUCUUCCCCGCCACCGCCACAGGCGCACCUCGCUGCUGCAUCGCUAGAUGCUCAAGGUACCCAUACAGCCUCUGCGCCACCUUCUCCAGCUUCGAGCGUGAGCAGCAGCACCACAAUUACCUUGGGUAAACCUUUACCGUUUGUGGAGGAGAGAGCGCAGACAGAUUCUACUGGGGCGUUGCAUGCGACUGCAGGACAUAGUUCAGAUCGAGUAGGAUCUUCAAAAUCUUCGUCUACAACUCCAUCCAGCUCAUCCACGCUCACCAGUCGAUCGCUAGCAGCCCUGAGUGGCGCCAUGUCUCUCGGCCUUGGAAGCUCGGUCUCUAGCACUGCGGGCAAAGGUCCCAAAGAAGAUGGCCUGACGACAAGCAGCCAGUCGCUGGCAGCCUCGCAAAAGGGCAAGGCACCAGAGGGGCGCCCAAACAAUCCUCGGCAAAGAUCCAAAGGGCAGAUGGAGAGAAGACGGGUUGCCGUUGGAGUCAGCGGCUCGUCGAACGCGAUCGCUACGACACUCCAAGCUUCUCCUGCGAUUGGCUCAGCUUUUGCUGCGUCCCCACUGCAAAGCGUUGGGUCCAGACAGCGUGCACCUGCAACAAUCCAUGGCCAAACUCCAGCUGGGCCCUCUCACACAGCUCAGAGGCUGGGACUGGAGAGCGGACAACGCGGCCCGAGGUUGUCCGUGAGAUUACCCACGUCCGCAAGCCCUUCUGUACCUCCAACAUCAUCUUCAAGCUCGACGCGCGACACGCCGAGAAGGAGCGCAGAGGACGAGGAGCUGAAGCGACAGAUCCGACUUGCUCUGAGUUCUGCAGGUAAUGACGUGCCCAGUCUUGGUGCAGAGUCUCGUAGCGCGUGGUCUUCUAGCGCGAAUCAAGACUCGACAACAGGCACAAGCGCCCUGACAGCUUCUAGCCCUCCCACCUUCAUCGGUGGUCUCUACUUCACAGACUGCAUCUUCAUCGCUCUAGUGUAUGGUCUCAACUUGCUCAGAACUUGUUCCAUUGCCGAGCUCGGAGACGUUGUCUGCCUCGGCAUCGUGUAUCUUUGUGAGUGUCUUGAGCCAGAAACUUCAGCUGAGACCCCCCGCUCAAUGGCCUCGCAUGGCCCUUGUCUAGUCUUUAAGCUGCCAACAAACUUGGCGCGCAGGCGAACCUUGGACCCCGACGCUGGCGAUGCGAUACGUCCCGGUGACCGACCGGCGAAAUUGUCGGCUUUUCACCAUACCAUGCUGCUGCUUGUCCGAUUCAUGUGCGGCUGCUUCCCUCACCUCUUUCCUAGGAUCUUGUUUGCCGAGCAGACUAUUGGACCUUUCGUGUACUGGAGGACCGGAGGAGGCAGCGCGGAUCUGGUCAGAGCGUUUGAUGCUGGGCUGCAAUCGUCACCAAGCAAGGCGUCGAGGAAUGGGAAAGAAAAGGUGCAGCGAGAGGGAGAAAAUUUCAGCAGUCAUAGCCGGAGAAGGCUAGCAGCACCUGGAUUCAAAGCUUUUGAAUUCUCCACUCGGCCUCAAGCGAGCAGUCCACAAAAGCUGAACGCGGGCGCAUCGCCAACCACACUUUUCUAUCUUCACGGCGGCGGCUUCUCCCUAGGCAGCGUAGCAUUUUAUGCAGAGGCGCUGAUACGUCUCAGAAACAAGCUUUCCGCGUUGGAGACAGCUAAUUCGACGGCCGAUCAUGAAGCGAGGGUAGUUGCUGUGGAGUACUCUCUUUCUCCCACGUCGCUCUUUCCCGUUCAACUCCUUCAAUGCCUCAGGUGCUACGCUCACCUCAUCGAAAAGGAGGGUCAGGACGCGAGUCGGAUUUGCAUCGCUGGAGAUUCUGCGGGAGGCAAUUUGGCCAUGAGUCUCUUGCUCGUCUUGAGCGGAGCAGUCAAAGAAGAGAGGCUGAAUGAGAGAGACUGGACGCAGCUACCUCUGCCGGGCAAGGCGCUCUUGAUCAGCCCGUGGACCGACCUUCGUCCCCACGCGAGUCUGGCGCUCUCCGCUGAGGUCCAACGUCGACGCCAAGUGAAGGGCUUCCAUUGGGACUACGUCACUCCGCACGCCCUGCAACACUUUGCCCAAGUAUACACAGGCGCGCUGGACAGACCUAGGAGGGUUGCUGGUCCACUUGGCUACGUUGCGCGACUGUCCACUUUCGGUCAGCGGAUUGGACAGCCGACAUCUGCACGGCGAACUUCUAGCUCUGGCAGCUCGCCCGACUCCAAGCACGGCAACGGUGGUGGGCGCACAAGGAGGAAAAGACCCAAAAAUGGUCCAGCCGCCCAGCGCAGCCUCGUCAGCACACUUGCAACGCCCGUCGUCACACUCUCUCGCUUGUUGCACACGAUGUUGAGUGAGCCUUUGUUCGUGUUGAUAGGCGCAGCGAACGGACAGGCACCUCAGUCUACCGAGCCGACCAUUGGCAUCCAUGACGAUCCAGAGGGCAGCGGACUUGACCCUCUCUUUCCAGCCGACGAGAGGUCUUGCGACAUUGUCACGAGUCCGGAGGACCUUUCGCGACGUAUGGACGACUCCAAGAGCGCCUUUAUACAUCCGGAAGCGCGCGAUCUGCUCGAAAAUCAUCCGCUCAUCUCUCCUGCUAAGGCCGACUGGACGCGCGUACCGCCUCUGGAGGGAGGCAUGUACGUCACGUGGGGCAAACACGAGACGCUGGCUUAUGAUAUCGAGGAGUGGGUAUCGAGGGUCCGGGAUGGGCAUGCGAGCAGUCACGCGGAUCAAGCUAGCAUUGUUCCGCAGGCGCCUGACCAGGACAAAGACGAGCUGAGCCCAGUCUUCAAGCAGACUGGACUAGCAGACACUGCGGAUUCGGUGUCCGGAACCGCGAUGGACAUUGCUCGAUUGCAAGCUGAGCGCGCAGUGCAAAGUCACAUUGAGCGCGGAGCGGGCGGCGUGCAUGCCUGGCCGUUUGUAAACAUGUGAGUAACUUGGCUCUGAACGAGGCCCGUGGAGAGCCGAUUGUCUGCGGACCAAUGCUGUUCGAAGGACACUCAUCCUAAUGUCCUCGUCCUUCUGCAUAGGUACCUUGCUUCAUCUCAUGCGGAACGCGAGCGGGGACUCGACCUGCUUGCGCAGUUCAUAGCAAACCCGUCGCCAAAGACGCCAGUGGCUCCCGAAGGACAAGGUUUGGCUUUGCAUCUAGGAAGUCCAGCACCCAGUCAUGAAUCAGUGCGGCUAGCUUCAUCAGAGAAGCCCAGCUUGGCCCAAUCUCUUGCGUCGAUGAAUGUUCCAGCUGAUACUGAUGCUGACGUGGAUUUGCAAGCUGCGACGGAUGUCGACCCCAUCACUGGCAUACCGUUAUACUCGCCUGGCUCAAUGCCCAGCGACACCGGCGAGGGUCUGUUGUACUCUUCGGAGGACAAUUCCAACUCCCAGUCGGACGGAGGUCUAGACGAAGACUCUAUGGAAGGCGACGACGGGAGUGGACAUGGAGAGCCUCACGAGGAUGAGGAAGUGGAACCAUAUUACACUUCUCCCGAGACGCAGACUGGACCUGGAAGAUCUCGCGAAGCGCGAGGUGGCUCCGGAGACGUCUAUCUCAUGCCUGUCCACUUGUCUCGUCCUUCCGACAGCGGCUUAAGAAGCAGUGCAGUGGCCUCUGCUGCUCCUGUCAAUGCUUGGAUGGCGAGCUCCAGCUCAACAGGCGCCGCUGCCCUUCCCGAAGACCUGAAUCCGAGCUACUUUGGUUUGUCCCACUACUCCCAACCGAGGAUGCACUCAACCACCUUGGGCCUGCACGAUCCCAAUAGGGACCCGAGAAUGGCGCGCAUCACACACCAUCCUGUGGAGCCAGAAGGUCUGUCAGAUAUCGCUGAGGAGGAUUCGGUAUUGUCGGGAAGCGUGAUGAGCGAUGGGUUCCAAGGUGGGCCUCUGGCGUCGAGUGCGCAACACACUCUCUAUGCCCCUGCAUCGGGCACCACCCAUCCUGCUGCGCGUCAAGAUCUCAGACUGAAUACGCGCGCUGCUACACAUGGCAGGACACAGUCCCCGCCCUCGGAAGGAGAGCAAAGUGGAGUGGAGGUCGACUCGGCAGAGGAAGUCUUCUCGCCGAUCGAUAGUCCGGCCGGACCUUUUAGCGAUGAGGAGAGCGAAGCGGUUGGACAUGCUCGUGGGGCCAGCUCUUCCGCCUCGACGUCGGCAUGGAAGAGCAGCGCGGACCUUGCCCAGCCGUCGCUUUUGUCCGAGCAGCAAGAGAAUGCGGAGUCAGAGGAUGCGGUGGAGUUGCAAAGUGAGCACGACGCUUCUACAAUUCGCUCUACGCCAAAGAAGAGUUCAAAGGCGGAUGUUUGGUGGUAA
This is a messenger RNA of Ceraceosorus bombacis, 4350 nucleotides long. Lineage: Eukaryota; Fungi; Basidiomycota; Exobasidiomycetes; Ceraceosorales; Ceraceosoraceae. The record is from the annotation of a GenBank genome assembly.